AUGGACCCAAACAUGUCCACCCUCCUCAAAUGGAGCGUCGAAAACUCCUCAGCCACAGCAGCAGACCCCACCGCGCCUCCCCCUCAAAGCACACUCAACCCCGAAGCACUCGCAGCCCUCUUCGGCGGCCCCUCAGACGCAGACCUAAUGGUCUCCUCCAUGUCCGCAAUCACCACCUCCGAUCCUGAAGUCACAGUCUUAGACAAAAUCGUCGCAUUCGAUAAUUUCGAGCAAUUGAUCGAGAACUUGGAUAAUGCGAACAACCUCGGUCCUCUGAAUCUCUGGACGCCGUUACUGGGGUGUUUGGCACAUGAGGAGGGGGAGAUCCGGAUGAUGGCUGCGUGGUGUGUGGGCACGGCGGUGCAGAAUAAUGUUUCGUGUCAGGAGAGACUUUUGGCUAUGGGGGGCAUUGGACCGCUGGUGAAGGUUGCGACGAGUAAGGGAGAGGGGGAGAAGACGAGGAGGAAGGCGGUUUAUGCUGUUAGUUCUGCGGUGAGGAAUUAUCAGCCUGCUAUGGAUGUUUUGACGGAGGAGUUGGGGAAGAUUGAGGAGUGGAAGGAGUUUGGGGGGAAGGUGGAUGCGAGUGAUAUGGAUGCUGUGGAUGUUGUUAUUGGGAAGUUGAGGGAGGAGGCUGCUAAGGGUGUGAAGGCUUGA
Messenger RNA from Hymenoscyphus albidus, 654 nucleotides. Lineage: Eukaryota; Fungi; Ascomycota; Leotiomycetes; Helotiales; Helotiaceae. The record is from the annotation of a GenBank genome assembly.